Molecule: messenger RNA, 717 nt
Organism: Dioszegia hungarica
Lineage: Eukaryota; Fungi; Basidiomycota; Tremellomycetes; Tremellales; Bulleribasidiaceae
Exons: 2
Coding region: 1-717 (238 amino acids)
Cellular component (GO): cytoplasm; nucleus
Source: RefSeq, a predicted model, not a curated record
AUGAAAACCGGGACUACAGGGACGACACUCUGGCUAGGCGCCCAAAUCCUCGCUACCUAUCUCUCGGACACGCUCCCUCCUUCUUCCUCGGUCGAGCGCAAGCGGAGAUGCCUAGACCUAGGUUCAGGGGUGGGAUACCUCCCGCUCUGUCUCGCCGCGUGGGGAUGGGACGUGAUAGCGACCGAUAUUGAGCCAGUGGUAUCCACCGUGCUUACGCCCAACGCGGCAGAAGGGCUCGAUGUUAUCAGGCGGGAGAUGGCACGUCGAGGCGUCCUCGCAAGCGUCGGAACUAUCACACCGCUCGAGCUCGACUGGAUCAACUACGUCGCGGCAGACACGACUCCACCUUCAGACCUCCCGGACCCCCUGCGCGGAGACUAUCUCGACCUCAUCAUCACCACCGAUACCCUUUACGCCCCCUCCCUCACCCAACCCCUCUGGUCGACCCUCACCCACUUCUCCAACCUAUCCCGCUCCCGCCAUCCUAAGGGCAAGGCCCCAGAACUGCUUCUCGCGCUGGAGAACAGGGAUCCGGGCAUGAUUGCUCAGGCGCUGGAUGUGGGGAGAGCCAUGGGUUGGAUAUUGAAGCGCGUGCCGGAUACUAGGGUGCAGAAAGGGGUGGAGAAGGCUGGGUGGGGAUGGGGUAGAGCAGAGUGGGAGGGCGUCGAGGUGUGGAAGGGACGACUUGAGAAGCUGGAUGUAAAGGCGAGAGCGUGA